This is a messenger RNA of Branchiostoma floridae (Florida lancelet), 5597 nucleotides long. RefSeq names its product probable ATP-dependent RNA helicase DDX46. The record is from RefSeq and is a predicted model, not a curated record. Gene Ontology annotation, cellular component: nucleus. Gene Ontology annotation, biological process: mRNA splicing, via spliceosome. Gene Ontology annotation, molecular function: ATP binding; nucleic acid binding; RNA helicase activity. The transcript has 27 exons. Bases 151 to 4002 code for a protein of 1283 amino acids. NCBI's taxonomy places the organism in Eukaryota, Metazoa, Chordata, Leptocardii, Amphioxiformes, Branchiostomatidae.
CCCUAACAUUUUAAGCCUUGAGUAGAAAUCAAAGGGGAGAAGAAUUGCGCGCGGUUGCAAGAAAUAAGGGUUUGUUUUUACGACAGUAUUUGGACUAGUUACGGCAGCCAUAGGUCAGCGAGAUCGUGUACUGAACGUUUCGGUAAAAAGAUGCCUCGCGAAACCAGGCACUAUCGGAAGCGAUCUCGCUCCUCGAGUGGGUCCCCCUCCCCGUCCAAGUCACCUGUUCCGACAAAAAGUGAGGAGAAGAGCAAACGGAAGAAGGACAAGGAACGGUCAAAGAGCAGACGGUCCAGGUCCCGCAGCCGAGACAGGAAGUCUUCCCGCUCACCUGGCAGAGAUGGCAAGUCACGCAAGAAGUCAAGAUCUCCAAGCAGAGGUGACAAGGAAGCAAAGUCACCCCCCAAGGAGCACAGGGCUGCCAAAUGGCCGAGGUCCCCCUCCAGGAGAAGACGUAGAAGUUCAGGGUCACCAGGCACAUCAAGGUCACGGAGAAAGUCCAGAUCUCCCAGCUUUGAGCGGAAGCGCACACCAGUGAAGGUCAAAGAAGAAAAGAAAUCCCCAAGAAGGUCACAGAGUAAAGAAAGGAAGAAGUCUUCCUCCCCUUCUGCUGCCAUGGUAACGAAGUCACGAUCCAAGUCACCGGCCGCAGAUGAGAAGGCUUCCUCUCGUUCACCCAGUCCACAGAAGACGCGAUCUAAAUCUCCUCGUAAGAAAUCUCGCUCCAAGUCUCCUGUAAAAAGUAAAAAAUCACGCACGCCAUCGCCUGACGGCACAAAGAAGUCACGAUCAAGAUCGCCAGGGAAGAGGAAGAGGUCAACCUCCCCGGUCGGUAGGAAGAAGCGGUCCAAGAGUCGGUCCCCAUCUCCCGCUGUCCGAAGGAAGAGGUCACGGUCAAGGUCACGCGACAGGGACAGGAAAAGAAGCAGACUGGGUAAGAAGUCCCCCCCCAAAGUCAUCUCCCUGCGUGACCUGAGGCGCUCCCGCAGCAGGAGUCCCCUCCGCAGGAGACUCAGCCCGAUCCGCCGCAGUCCCCGCAGACGCAGGAGCCGCAGUCGCAGCAAGGGUCGGAGGUCGCCCAUCAGAAGACGGUCUCGCAGUCCUCGCCACAAGUCCCGCCACUCUCGCUCCCGUUCUCGAUCCAAGUCACCCAAGAAGGAAGAGAAAGUGAAGGAAGAGAAAGAGGAGGUCCUAGACAAGGAUGCAGAGCAGAAACGUCUGGAGGAGGAGAUGAUCCGUCGGCGUGAGCGGGUGGAGAAGUGGAGACAGGAGAGGAAGAAGCAGGAGGAUCUGCAGCGGGCACAGGAGGCAGCGCAGGAGGAGGCUGCUAAGAUUGGUAAGAAGUGGAGUCUUGAAGAUGAUGAGGAUGACAGUGAAGAAGAUGAGCAGCCCAUGGAGACCAACGAUGAUGACGAUGAUGAUGAUGAUGAUGAUGAUGAAGCCGCCAAGGUGAAGAAGGAGGCUGAAGAUGAUGAUGAUGAGAUCGACCCCCUGGAUGCCUUCAUGAAUGACAUCAAAGAGGAGGUGAAGCAGAUAAACAAGAAGGACCAGGAGCGGGUCGGGAAGGUCUACAGCUCUGACACAACCAAUGGAUCACAGGAUGAAGAAGACACGCCCCUCCCCCCGGCACUGCGACAGGACGCCACCGGGAGCCAUGCCAACAAACAAAUGGAGACAAAGGGAAAGGUGACGGUGAUCACAGCCGUGGCGAAGAAGACGGGGAAGAGGGAAGCCAGGGGAGAGCUGAUCGAACAGAACCAGGACGCGCUGGAGUGGUCCUCUGAGGAGGAGGAGGAGGAUCUCGGGCAGACUCUCUCUAGUUUCCAGUCAAAGGCCAAGAAGCUGCUGGCCAGUGUGGACCACACCCAGAUAGAGUACGACCCCUUCAGGAAGGACUUCUAUGUGGAGGUGCCGGAACUGCAGAAGCUCAGCGAGGACGAGGUCAAGGGCAUGAGAGCUGAGAUGGAGGAUGUCAGGGUAAAAGGGAAGGGCUGCCCUAAGCCCGUCCUCCAUUGGGUACAGAGUGGCGUCUCCAAGAAGGUUCUGGCAUGUCUUAAGAAACACGGCUUUGAGAAGCCGACGCCCAUCCAGGCCCAGGCCAUCCCUGUGAUCAUGUCGGGGCGAGACAUGAUUGGCAUCGCGAAGACGGGCAGCGGGAAGACGCUCGCUUUCCUCAUCCCCAUGUUCCGCCACAUCCUGGACCAGCGGCCACUGGAGGACACUGAGGGACCCAUAGGGGUGAUUAUGACACCAACCAGAGAACUGGCCCUGCAGAUCACCAAGGAGUGUAAGAAGUUCACUCGACACAUGAACCUGAAGGUGGUGUGUGUGUACGGAGGGACCGGCAUCAGCGAACAGAUUGCUGAGUUGAAGAGAGGUGCAGAGAUCAUCAUCUGUACCCCUGGGCGCAUGAUCGACAUGCUGGCAGCCAACAAUGGCCGAGUCACGAACCUCCGCCGCUGUACAUAUCUGGUGUUGGACGAGGCUGACAGAAUGUUUGACAUGGGAUUUGAACCACAGGUGAUGCACAUAGUGAACAGCGUCCGUCCGGACAGACAGACCGUGAUGUUUUCUGCCACGUUUCCUCGCAACAUGGAGGCGCUCGCUCGCAAGGUCCUGCAGAAACCCAUCGAGGUACAGGUCGGAGGUCGCAGCGUGGUCUGCAGUGAUGUGGAGCAGCAUGUGAUUGUUCUUGAGGAGGAGCAGAAGUUCUUUAAGUUGCUGGAGCUGCUUGGGAACUACCAGGAGAAGGGAAGUGUGCUGGUGUUUGUGGAGAGACAGGAGGUGGCAGACACCCUGCUCAAGGACCUGCUGAAGGCAGCGUACUCCUGUCUGUCACUACACGGAGGUAUUGACCAGUAUGACAGAGACAGUAUCAUCAAUGACUUUAAGUCUGGCAACAUUCGACUCCUGGUGGCGACGUCGGUGGCAGCUCGAGGCCUGGACGUCAAACAGCUUAUCCUAGUCAUCAACUACGACUGCCCAAACCACUACGAGGACUACGUACACAGAGUGGGACGGACAGGCAGAGCAGGGAACAAGGGUUAUGCCUACACGUUCAUAACAGAAGACCAGGGCCGGUACGCCGGAGAUGUCAUCAAAGCGCUGGAGCUGUCAGAGAGACCCGUGCCGGAGGAGGUGCUCAACCUGUGGACCGAGUACGUCAACAGACAAAAAGCUGAAGGAAAGGCAGUGAAGAAGACCAGUGGUUUUACCGGGAAGGGCUUCAAGUUUGAUGAGACAGAACAGGCGCUGGCGGACGAGAGGAGAAAACUGCAGAAGGCUGCGCUGGGUCUGCAGGACUCAGAUGAGGAGGAUGCAGCUGUAGAUAUUGACCAGCAGAUCGAGGACAUGUUUGCAUCCAAGAAGCGAGUUAAGGACGUGACAGCGCCGGUUGCCAAUGUCCAGACUACCAGCCAACCACUGGAGCUGACCAAGACCACUGCCGAGAAACUGGAGCUGGCCAAACGACUGGCCACACGCAUCAACAUGCAGAGGAACCUGGGAGACCAAGCACAGGAUGUUGUGCAGCAGGCUGCCUCCGCUGUGAUGAAGGGAGAGAUCCUUGCAGCACCAGCUGUGUCUGCCAAGACUAUAGCAGAACAGAUGGCUGACCGUAUCAAUGCCAAACUGGGCUACACUCCCCAGGCCAGUGAGGACACCCAGGAGGAGCAGACAAAUGUGGAGACCUUCAAACGCUACGAAGAGGAGCUGGAAAUCAACGACUUCCCUCAGACUGUACGAUGGAAGGUCACAUCAAAGGAGGCGCUAGCUCACAUCCAGGAGUACUCAGAAGCUGGCAUCACUGUCCGUGGUACAUACUUCCCUCCUGGUAAGGAGGUCAAGGAAGGAGAGAGGAAAAUCUACCUGGCCAUUGAGAGUACCAAUGAGAUGUCAGUACAGAAGGCAAAAGCAGAGAUCAAACGGCUGAUCAAGGAAGAGCUGGUCAGACUACAGAACUCCUACCAACCACUCAACAAGGGCAGGUACAAGGUCAUGUAGUCAGGAGCCCCCCUUUCCCAGAGAACUGAACAAGGACAGAUACAAGGUCAUGUAGUCGGGAGUCUCCCUCCCCCUUAUAAUGAACAAGGACAGAUACAAGGUCAUGUAGUCAGGAGUCCCCCGUAGAACUGAACAAGGACAGAUAUAAGGUCAUGUAGUCAUAAGCCCCUCCCCCUUACAACUGAACAAGGACAGAUAUAAGGUUGUAUAGUCAGGAGGCCCCCACCCCCCCUCACAGAACCAACAAGGUCAGAUACAUUCAUACUUCCUCCAGAGAGCCUUGUAAAACCAGAUCACUAGAUGCAUGUUCAAUUGCAGUGUGUUCCAAAGAAUAAGUACUAGUAAUAUUAUAUCAAGGUCCUAUAUAAUGUUACAUGUAGCUGCUACAUAUCUGGCUAGGUUUCCAAACCAUAUGCAUUCAAGUAAUAGAUACACUUGUCAUGGUGUAGAGUUAUAGCAUUACAUUUGUACAUGUAUGUCAUGAUGUAAUGCAAUUGUUAUUGUUACAUUCUUUGCCUAAGAGAAACAAGUUACCGGUAUGUCAUAUCUUUUCCCUGUUGUUUUCAUCAGGAGUAACAAAGUUAACGUUACAUAUAAGAUGUCUUGAUGUUCCUUUAAAAAGAAAAACUUGAUAGCCAACUGCUCAUUUUGUACCAUGUACAUGUACUGUAAAUUAUAGUGGGUGUACUUUGUGUCAAGUGUACAAAUUUUCCAGUGUAGUUUCUUGUAUUAUUCAUCAUGUUGCUUGCUUAGUUCAUUUUUGCAGUGGCUUUUUCACAUUUUCUGGACCAUUUGUGCAAAGUGACACAUCUGGCUGGCAAAAUUGCACCACUUUAGAGAAACAUGAAGCGAGGAAAAAUGUUAUGUUACAAUGUACAACAGAUCAAAUCUGCUUGAAGAUGAAAAUCCACUUACAGUCCUGUCCAUUACUACAUGGAAAAUUGUGAAAGUUGUUUUUACUACUUUGGUGAAAUGCUCUGCCCUAGUCUACAUGUAGAAUGUGUUGUAGAAUCAUACAAAUUUUGUGUUAUUUCCAUUAUUCUAUGUGGUAAGAAUUUGUAUUUUGAUCUCAAGAUUUUUGAAUGUGUAUUUCAUGAGCCUAGUAAGAGAAGUUUGCCACCUUAUAAAGAAAUAAGACUUAAUCAUGAUUGUCAUACCACCAAGUAUUAAAUCAUUGAAUCAGAUGUAUAUGUGCGAGUUAAAUAUUGUGAGACAGUACAGUACUAACUUCACGUGUGGAGCAUGUACUUUAGUGUGAAGGGGUUAGAAUGCUUGUCAGAAAUGGCAGAUCUUAGGGUGCUGCAUGUUGAAUAUCUAUUUGUGAAAUUACCAGUGGUUGUUAGGGUACUGGACUAAAUGUCUUUUUCUUAUUCAUAGCGUAAAAGUUAGAGUAUUAUACAGUCCUCACACUGCAAGUGUAUUUUGUAAAUUGAUUUGGGAAAAUGAAUUCAACUUGCAGCAUCCUUUAACUGUACAUGUAGCUCAGUAGGACUUGUCAGAAUCUUAAGGUUUCUGGUCUGGCAGAAAUUUUGUUGGAAAUGAGGAUUUCUCCUUGCUUUAUUAUGUAAAUAAAGGCUUUCUAAACUGCUAUAAAA